GGCAGGUAUUACAAGGCACGAUGGGCUGGAGGAGGCCCCCGGGGGCAGACCCUGUCCUUCCUUUAGUUGACCUGGUCUUGCCUUUCUUUCUAGAGGUGGAAAUGGCAACGCAGCUGCCCGAUGUGUUUGCCCAUAUGCCCAGGUGGGUUAGGACCUGGAAACAGAGGUGUGUGUGUGGGGGGGAUGAGUGUGUGUGUGACAGUGCCUGUUCCUCUUCUCCAGAGAGGAUACUUGUUUUGUGAGGUCAGUACAGAUGCUCCUCUGAGAAUCUGCAACUCUCCGUAACUUGGUAACUUGAAACCACGAAUGAUGGCAGAGGAAACCCAGGGAACUUCCAGGCCUCACCUUGUUCCUUGCUGGAGAUAUAACUCUCCCUUUUUGUGGGAUGGGCAUGAUGCUCAUCUGGGUUUUGGAAAAACCUUAGCUUUCCUUUGGAAGGGAGCAAACAAGAUUUUCAUCAAUGAUCCCUGGACACUGGGCCUGCCUUGCCUCCUUCUCUGGUCUUGGCUGCCCUCCUGCCCUGUGUCUCUCCCCAGCCCUGAGGAAAUGGAGGAUGUCUCCCAUCUCUCCGUGCUCUGCAUCCUCACUUCUCUGCUUCUCCUCCUCCAGCUGCCCUCUGUGUGGUCAGCAGAUGAUUUCUUGGUGAUUGGCCCCUCAGAUCCUAUUGUUGCAACACUGGGUGGGGACGUCUCACUACCCUGUCGUGUGUCUCCAGCUAUGAAUAUGAUAAACAUGGAGCUGAGGUGGUUUCGCUCCAAGUUCUCAGAAGGUGUAUUCAUCUAUCAGAACCAACGAGAGCAGAAAGAGGAGCAGCUGGCCCAAUACACAGGGAGGACCUCUCUGGUGAAAGACCUUCUCUCCCAGGGAGAGGCUGCCGUGCGUAUCCACAAGGUCCAGACUUCUGACAAUGGGCUGUACACCUGCUUCUUCAGAAAGGGAGGCUUCUAUGAAGAGGCCAAUUUGGAGCUGAAGGUAGCAGGUGUGGGCUCUGCUCCUCAAGUGCACAUCACAGGCCCAGAGGAGGACGGGGUCCAAGUGGUGUGCACAGCCUCAGGGUGGUUCCCGAAGCCCCAGGUGCAGUGGAGAGACCCCAGUGGAGAGAAGUUCCUGGCAUUCUCAGAGGUCCAGAACCAGGAUGCUAAAGGGAUGUUCAGCGUGGAGGCUGUCCUGGUGGUGAGAGACAGUUCUGUGGGGAAUGUGACCUGCUCCAUCCUCAACCCUGUCCUGGGCCAGGAGAAAGCCAUGGCCAUUUUCAUCCCAGGGCCCUUCUUCCCCCAGGCCUCUCCCUGGAAGCCAGCUUUCAUAGUGACUCUGACCUUGAUGCUACUCCUGCUUCUGGGGGCUACUUGUUACACCUGGAGAGAACAUGCUGCAAAGGUGCAGGAGCUGGGGAAACUGGAGACUAUGUGCCAGGAUAAAGAGAAAGGCAGACAGAGCAAGGAAGAUGUGCUGAAGGCCACAGACCAGAGGAAGAAGGAAUACCUGGCUGCCUGGAAGAAGGCCAAGCUGUAUGCAGAUUGGCACAAGGAGAAGUUCCCAAUCUGGAAUGUCACUCUGGACCCAGGCUCUGCCCAUCCCAACAUUGUCUUGUCCCGUGAAAACACAAGACUGACCUUAAAGAACACCUUAGGAGAUUCCGGAAACCGCUGCAGUGUGUUGGGUUAUAAGGGCAUCACAUCUGGGCGAUGUUACUGGGAGGUGGACAUCAGGAAUAGACACAGAAGCGAAUGGGGCCUGGGGGUGUGUAGGGAAGAUGUGAAAAGGACAGGCUGGUACAGAGAGUCACCAGAAAAGGGAUUCUGGGUUAUGGGGCAUUUUGAAAGAGGAUACUGUUUCUGUGAUAAGGAAGAUAUUGUGCUGUCCCUUAGACAGAUUCCCCUCAGGAUGGGAGUUUUCCUAGACUAUGAUGGAGGGGAUGUCUCCUUUUAUAACAUGACUGAUGGCUCCCAUAUUUUCUCUUUUUCUCAGGAUCCCUUCUCUGGUACUCUGUUUCCUUACUUUAUGUGUCGCUCAGGAGAUGUGUCCCUGACCAUCUGCUUCUCUGACAGUGUACCAGAGGUGGGCCAUGUGUCUUUUAACAAUUCUCCUCCUCUGGAGGAUCCUGUGAGCCUUCCAGGGAGGGUGUUUAGCUUAGAGUCAGGGGUAGAUGGUGACUCUCCUGGGGCUGACUCUCCAUUACUCCCCUGCAACCCUGAGGCUAUGUCCUCAUAGGGCUUCAUCACUGUACUUUGCACUCAUAGUGGUUCUUUCUGGAGUUAUAGAUUCUCUGUGACAAAGACUCUAGACAAGUCCUGAUGACCAGGAAUAUUCCCACCUUCUAACUCUGGUUGCAGAUGAUUAGGGAGUGUUUACAAAAAUAGUUCUUGUUACUAUGUUAGGCUGCAGAAAGUAAAAGUUGCUUGUUCCUGUGAGCAUGUCAUAGAUCAGAAAUGAUAGCAACAGCAGAGACUGGAAAGGUUGUGGGGCCAGUGAAAACCUCCUGCAAUGCUGGUGAGAAUGUAAAUUGUUCCAACCCCUAUGGAGAGCAGUCUGGAGAACUCUCAGAAGGCUAGAAAUGUACCUAUCAUAUGACUCCGCAAUUCCUCUGCUGGGGCUAUAUCCCUAAGAACUAAACACAGCUAUCCAAAAAGAUUUGUGUAAACCUAUGUUCAUAGUGGCACAAUUUGAUAGUCAAAACCUAGAAGCAACUUAUUUGUCCAACAACAGAUGAGUGGCUGAGAAAGCUGUAGUAUUGCACAGUGGCAGACUAUUCAGCUACUGAAAAUGGUGAUUUCACCAUUUUGAAUGGAGCUUAAAGAAAUCAUGUUAAUUGAGAUAAGCCAGAGAGAGAGAAAUGAAUAUUGGCUGAUCUCACCCAUAGACAGAAGUUGAGAAAUAAGAGCAGAAGGGGAAACAAAAAGCAGAACUUGGACAGGCUCUGGUGUACUGCACCAAAGCAAAGGUCUUUAGGGAGUUGGGGGGAAGGGUUUAUAGGUUCUAGUUCAUGAUGGUGGAACAGGACUUAGGUGAGGGGGUUGGAGUGUUUUGCAAAAAACUGAGUGAUGUUACAUAUGUACCAACAACUAUAUUUAUUGUUAACUGUAAACCAUUAAUCCCAACAAUAAAAAAUUUUUUAAAGUU
Messenger RNA from Erinaceus europaeus (western European hedgehog), 3120 nucleotides. Its product is annotated as butyrophilin subfamily 1 member A1-like. Gene Ontology annotation, biological process: T cell receptor signaling pathway; regulation of cytokine production. The coding region runs from base 307 to 2211 and encodes 634 amino acids. Gene Ontology annotation, cellular component: external side of plasma membrane. The record is from RefSeq and is a predicted model, not a curated record. Gene Ontology annotation, molecular function: signaling receptor binding. The transcript has 9 exons. Lineage: Eukaryota; Metazoa; Chordata; Mammalia; Eulipotyphla; Erinaceidae.